AUGCUUUGUAACUGUUGCUAUCUCAUGCUGCGGGGACAAGAAGGCUUCCAGUGGAGAGGCUCGUACGACUUGCACUUUCGUCACCACGAAAACGAGCUGGCGCUUCAAGCGUCGGCCAAAACCUGUUUCAUCUGCCAGACAAUCGCGAAAAACUUACCUGAGAGGGGAUUGCUUGACUUCAGUGCCAGUCAGCAGGAAGAAGGACGAUUUAGAGCCAGUCUCACACGCCUACCCGACAAUGAAGAAGACUAUCUUCUUGAAUUUUACCGUCAGAAGCUGAAAGUUGGAGUUUUCGUCCUACAGAACUCUGUUGAGCCACCGUCCUCGACACCGAGAUCCGACAACACGUGCUCCGAUGAGGCUUUUCAACUCAUCAGCACGUGGAUCAAAGGCUGUAAAUGUGUCAACGUACACGACGAUCCAGCAUAUCCAACUCGAUUGAUUGAUCUGCACGAUUUGAAGGAGCGUCUUGAAGACCGGGAGCCUACCAGCGAUGAAGAUGCCAAAUGGAAGCCGUUGGAAGUCCGCUUAGUCGAUGGGGCGUGCCUGCUGGAGGAAGACAAGCAGACGGAGGAGAGGAAACAGAUAAAGAAGGGCAAGCAGACAAAGAAGGGGAAGCAGAAGAAGAAAAGCAGGAAGGCGAAGAAAUGGAAGAAGGCGAAGAAGGCGAAGAAGGCGAAGAAGGCGAAGAAGGCGAAGAAAGGCAAGCAGAUGGAGGAACGAAAGCAGAAAAGCCCUUCCUACGUCACAUUAAGCCAUUGUUGGGGUCAAGCGGAAAUCUUCAAGUUAACGAAGGGACGAUACGACGAUUGUCUGCAGGGAAUACAGCUCGACAAGCUACCGCAGACUUUUCAAGACGCCAUGAAGUUUGCCGCACGCUUAGACCAGGUUCGAUACAUCUGGAUCGACUCGCUUUGCAUCAUCCAAGACGACAAAGAAGAUUGGCUUCAGCAGUCCAGGCAGAUGGCCGACAUCUAUAGCAAUGCGUUUCUCAACAUCGCCGCCACAGCCGCGACCAACAGUAACGAAGGGCUGUAUUCGAGACGUGACUGGCGAUGGCUGUGGAACAACGAGAUCGACCUCAACGUUGAUGAUAUAUCGUUCUGGGACGAGUGUGUCGACCGUGCUCCCCUGAAUACCCGUGGCUGGGUGCUGCAGGAACUUUACAUGUCACCAAGGCAGGUGAACUUCUGCAGCGGCCAAGUUACGUGGGAAUGCAGCGAAGACCGAAAAUCUGAGCGACAACCUGAAGGCCUUCCCAGGUUCAACGGCAUAGCACGAGAAUUCGUUCGUGGCGCAGCACUGGAAAGAACCCAAUUGAAUGGCGCUUCAGCAAAGCUGAACGGCAAUGAAGAUGCAGCCCUCGCGUACCGCUCAUGGAAGCACAUUGUGGAGCGGUACACACGGGCAAAACUAACUAAGCCUGAGGAUAAGCUCAUCGCCCUUCCCCAAUCUUACGACCCUCAAAACUUCGAUCCAGGGAAGUAUGACCAGCGAUAUUUGGCAGGAAUGUGGGAGCACAAUCUCCAGUAUCAGCUGCUCUGGAGUAUCAAGCCCCAAGUUGGUCCUGGGCAGCCGUGGAUGCUGAUCAUGGCAUAA
Messenger RNA from Lasiodiplodia theobromae, 1599 nucleotides. Its product is annotated as Heterokaryon incompatibility protein. The record is from RefSeq and is a predicted model, not a curated record. Bases 1 to 1599 code for a protein of 532 amino acids. NCBI's taxonomy places the organism in Eukaryota, Fungi, Ascomycota, Dothideomycetes, Botryosphaeriales, Botryosphaeriaceae. The transcript is spliced from 5 exons.